Messenger RNA from Phycodurus eques (leafy seadragon), 5307 nucleotides. RefSeq names its product transmembrane and coiled-coil domain protein 3-like. Gene Ontology annotation, cellular component: endomembrane system. NCBI's taxonomy places the organism in Eukaryota, Metazoa, Chordata, Actinopteri, Syngnathiformes, Syngnathidae. The record is from RefSeq and is a predicted model, not a curated record. Bases 386 to 1744 code for a protein of 452 amino acids. The transcript is spliced from 4 exons.
GUUGUUGUUGUUGUUGUUGUUGUUGUUGCUGUUGUCGAAACGUCGGGAAACAGACGGACUUGAGAGUCGGACUGCUCAACUUUGUAUGAUAAGAUCAACGUUCCGACGUGUCGCUGUGGAGUGCAAGUCAAUUGAGUUGAAGGAAACUUGUCAAAGAAAGCGCAUUGUCGAAAGGACGUCAUUUCAAACGACAAGUUUGCUCACAAAGGGAUCGUUAGGAAAAAGCGGUGCAACAUCAGCAGCUUGUAUCGCACAAGAUUGAGGUUACUUUGUGCAUCUGAGGAAGUCGGUGUGUAAUUACAAGUCGACAUUUCGGUGCAAUAAUUAAAAUAAGUGAAGUGGAUCAAUUGAGGACCGCAGUGCCGAGGGCACCUUUCUAGCGAGGAUGCGUCGAGGUUCCUCGGAGAACAACCUGGAUCUGGAUCUGGAUCUGAGCGAUGCCGUACCUGCUCCCUCUCUGGCCUUGGAGGUCCAGCGCAGCCGCUCCUGCUUGGACAACCUCCAGCAGAAGAUCCUGAAAGUGACGGAGCAGCUGAAGAUCGAGCAGACGGCGCGGGACGACAACGUGGCCGAGUACCUGAAGCUGGUGAACAGCGCGGACAAGCAGCAGGUGGGCCGCAUCAAGCAGGUGUUUGAGAAGAAGAACCAGAAGUCGGCGCAAAACAUCGCCCAAAUGCAGAAGAAGCUGGAGCAAUAUCACCGCAAGAUGAAGGACAGCGAACUCCAGCACACCCCGUCGCCGCAACCGUCCAGUGGCAAACACAGCACCAUACCCAGGGAGUCCCGGCGGGAGCUGCUGAGGGACAUGACGGGCAGCGGCCGACACCCGACCAUGGACAAGAUCAAGACCAUCGGACCCGGCGUCUCCCUCUCGCCCCCUUUCUUCUUCAGUAAACCCAGAGAAUUCGCUAACCUCAUCAGGAACAAAUUCGGCAGCGCUGACAACAUCGCUCAAAUGAAGACCUCCAUGGACGCAUCCGCACCGCUGCCUGACGAGGCGGCGGCGGCGAAGGGUCUGAGUGGCAGCGCCUCACUGGUGGCCAAGCCCAAGUAUCCCAGCGAUGACGAGUGCUCCACAGGGAGCGCCUCCAACUCGGCAGACAGUAACGGGCUCACGGCGGGCGCCCAAGGGCACGGCCAACAGGUGGGGGACGACGCCCACGGCGGACUGGCCGUGAGCCUGGAGGAGGCCAGAGUCAUUAAAGACGCACAGAACCAACUGGGCAAGGACAUGGAGGAGAUCAAGGCCCAGUUCAAGAGGGAGUACGGUGUCAUCAACCAAACACUGCAGGAGGAGCGAUACAGGUAUGCGCGUUUGGAGGACCAACUGAACGACUUGACGGAGCUUCACCAACACGAGAUGACAGACCUGAAGCAAGAGCUGGCCAGCAUUGAGGAGCGGGUGGCCUACCAGGCCCAAGAGAGAGCCCGCGACAUUCAGGAAGCUCUGGAGUCGUGUCAGACGCGGUUGUCCAAGCUGGAGUUCCAGCAGCAGCAGCAGCAGACGGUCCAGCUGGAGAGCGGCGACGCCCGCGUCCUCCUGGGCCGCAGCAUCAACAUCAUGUUGGCCAUCAUCACCGUCAUCCUCGUGUGCGUCUCCACCGCCGCCAAGUUCGCCGCCCCGCUCGUGAGGAGCCGCCAGCACGUCGUGGCCACCUUCUUCACCGUCUUCUUCAUCACCGUCUUCUGGAAGAACUGGGAGCGCUUGCAGUACGCCGUAGACCGAGUGCUGUUGCCUGCGUAACGACGACAAAACAAAUCAGCUGGGAGGUGAUUGGUUGUACAAUCGUCUGCAGGCGUUGGUCUCAAUUUUAAGAGUCAGACUCAAGUGAAAGGAUUUUAUUUCCGGUCUUCAGUUUGAAUCUGUCUGCCUAACAAUUCCAUUUAACCGCCAUCAUUCUAUUGCUAGUUUAUGAUACAGUGAACCCCCGUUUAUCGCGGGGACACGUUCCAGACGCACCUGCGACAAGUGAAAACCAGCAAAAUAGCAUUUAAAAAAAUAGUUUGAACCCUUCCACACGCUUGAAACACAUUGAAAUGUAUUAAAACACACUUAAACGUUUGAAAACACACUUAGGGAAGUAUUUCUUUAGCGCCUGUUCUCACUCUAUUACUUGAAGUAGGAGGUUAUCGUACAGUACAACAUCGCUUUGCGGAAACACAACGAAGACUCGCGCUCGCACGCUACUCCGAAUAAGAGGCAACGCGUGUAUGCUUCACGCGGUUGAAGUUUGUGAAAACUGUAAAACUGGCACAUAAUACAAAACAAAUUGCAAACGUAAACAAAAUGUUCAAGCAAACCAUCUAAUUUCAUCAAAUGAAAGUCUGCAAGCUUAAUGCUAACAUAUAAUGUGAAACGCCAGAGACAGGCUAACGGACCUUUGCACUGGUGUUAUGCUACAGUGGAUUGCUGCUGACAGCAAAUAGCGAAAAUCUGCAAAUUAAUGACUAUCUUAUAGUUGCCAUGAAAAAAAAAAUGUUUUGAAAAAAAAUCUAAAUCAGUAUCAAGGAGACUUGGCGAAUGUAUUAACCGAAUAAAACAGAAGGACCAAAACGACUUAGAAUUUAUUUUAAGCACAAAUAGUUGACUAAACUUGCCCCCACAGCCUUGAAGGAAGAAAAUAAAGGCUUUAACGCGAAACGUGACGCCAACAGGAAGUUGUCUCAAAACUUGAAGUACCCUAUUUAAACACACUCAGUCGUACUCACUGCAUCGAAAGAUCGGCCUUUGCAGAGGUAACGAUAAUGAUCGCCCUAAUCAUAAUUAUCGGGUAUCUGUAUCGGUAGAGUUAACUUUUUUUUUUUAUUUUUUUUUUUUAUAUAUAUAUAUAUAUAAAAGUUACUCAUUUUUUAAAUUGAGCUGAGCACGUCAUCCUCGUGCCUCACACUGGGACCAAGCAAGCCACGCUGAAUCCACCUUUUUUGUUUCUUAAUCAAUAACUGAGGCAUCGGCUCGUGACUCGGUAUCGGCACGACCUCCAGAUCAGGUGACCUGCACCCGGCCGAAAAAGCGUAACACGUCUUGUUUCGCGUUAUUUCUUGGGAUUGCGCAUAACACGUGUCGGCGUGCCGAAUGAAAUGUCCAAGCGAGUGUAUUUCCUUUGUAAAAGUUGCACAUAUUUAAAUCGACUAACCUUGCACAAAUUGUAAAAAAAAAUAAUAAUAAUAAUACAUCGAAAAAUAAUUUCUUCAUCACAUUUUCUUCAUCGGGUUCGAGUCCCGGCUCGAGCCUUCCCCGUGUGGAGUUUGCACGCGCGCACUCCCGCGUUCCCAAAAACAUUUUCACUUCAUGGAAGUCUCCAAAUUGUCCACAGCUGUGUUUGCUUGUUUGUUGAUAUGCGAUUGAUUGUUGCAAUAAUCGCCAAUCUUUUGUCAUCUGUCAUCCCCCCCUUCCGAACUAUUCCUGAAUGGAUGAAUGUUUUUAAUUCGUCAUCUUUUUUUGGUUUUGUUUUUAAUGUUUUUUAACGUUUCCUGGUGUUUUUAAAGUGCAAUAUACACGACAGUGUACAUCAAGUUUGUGUUUAUUGGGCUUUGGGUUGAAAUUUCAGGAUGAACUUCAAUUAUUGUUUCAUUAGCUUUUUCUAUUACUCCCCCCCCCCCCCCCUUCCCUUUUUUAAUAUGGAUCAUCGAAAUAAAACAUUCAAUUCAAUUCCAUUCAAUUCAAAUAACAUAUACCUCUAUGCCUUUCUGUGAGUCUUCCAGUAUCUGAGGUGACCCUUUGAGAACAUCUCGCUCGAGGCCUUCUGAGGCCGCCAUAUUUGAGGUUCAUUCUGAAGCCCAAUAUCACGAAUGUUUUGUGAGUAGCGCAUUUUCUUUUCUUUCUGCGAGCACUUCUUUUUGUUUUUCUUUUUCUCUCUCUCUCUCUCUCCCUCCCUCCCCCGUUUGUACUUCAUCGUACGAAUGUUACUUGCGACGAGACACCGGCGUUACUGGAGGGCGGUCGCGGAAGCGUCUGUCGUGCUGCCGGAGAUCUACGAGCGCUUCAAGCUCCUGCUGGGAUCUGAUAAGACCUCAUCUCGUCUCUCCGGGGCCAAAACAUCAAUCCGAGACCCCCCCCCCCCCCCCUACCUUUGGCCAUUUCAGGCACACAAAAAACUCAGCACAGUGGCCUACCUUCUUUUUUUUACUAAUAUGUGAUUGUUUUGUCGGGGGUUAAACUGUGAUACAUUUUUUUUGUUUUUUUUAAAGCUCAAAACAACCUUGAAGGAAGGCGGGAGCCCAUUCCAAAAGGAGCUUGGCAAUAAACUACAUUAAUAAUAAUACUAAUAAUUCUUGUUCAUGUGCAGAAGUGGUAAAAGUAAUCAAAAAAAGACCGGUUAAUGUGGAAGUACUGAUCCUUUUGUAAAAAAAAAAAAUAAAAAAAAUACUGAUUCGAGUCCUUUGCCUAAAGUAAAAAAACAAAACCAAAAAAAAGUACUCCCAACCUGUACUUUGGUAGAAGUUCAGAUGGAGGCAAAAUCGACUCACUAGUAUUUGUACUUGGUUACUUCCCACCACUGUUCAUGCGAUAACCAAUGUUUACUUUUCUUACGUGUCUUUUUUUUUUUUUUUUUUUUUUUUUUUUGUUCUCUUCUCUCCAACUUGGUCUACCGAGGUGGCACGGUGGUCGAUCGGUUAGAGCGUCUGGACUCACAGUUCUGAGGAGCGGGGUUCAAUCCCUGCCCCCGCCUGUGUGGAGUUUGCAUGUUUUCUCCGGGCACUCCGGUUUCCUCCCACAUCCCCAAAAACAUGCGCGGUAGGUUAAUUGAAGACUCUUAAAUUGCCUGUAGGUGUGACUGAGAGCAUGAAUGGUUGUUUGCUUGUACGUGCUCUGCGAUUGGCUGGCGACCGGUUCAGGGUGUACCCGCCCCCCCCCCCCCCCCCGAAGAUAGCUGGGAUGAGGACAAGCGGCUCGCAAAAUGGAAGGAUGUAUGGAUGGAUGGUCUACCGACUGAAUCUUAAAUUUUGCCUUCAAAACCCACACUUGGCGGUCAUAAUAUUAGGUACACCACAGUUGGUAUCCAAUGCUAAGGGCUUGAUGAAAUAAUAAUAAUAAUCAUAAAUACAUGAAUAUCAAUGGCGGCCAAGUUUUGAUUGACGCCGUCAUUCCCAAAACUGAGCUUUGUUCUCUCUCGGCUGGCGUGAGAUCGUGCUGCAGGUGUAUCUAAUGAAGCGGCCCGCCGAGUGGGCAAACCUGGUUUACGUUAACCUCUCACCUCUGGUGCACAAUGUGAUCAAACCGACGCGAUGGAUCGUUUGCAUUUCCGCGCAUCUGAUGUGCCUUUUGUCUUACAGUGAUGAUUGUUACAUUAAAAAACUUUUUAAUCA